AUGAAUGUAGGUAUAGGAACACUCUCCGACUCUCCCUUCCUCUCUUCAGUUCCCUGCUUCUCCCUCUUUCUUUAUUCCACCCCUUUUUCUUGUUCAGACUGCUUAUCCAUUACUCUUUGUUCAUCCGUUCCUUUUUUUUUCCUUCCUUUACCAUUUCUUCUUUACACGUCAGUCUUUCCUUUUUUUCUUCAGUUUUAUAGACAAUGUAGAAUCACUGCUCCAGGCUCUUUUGCUAUUGUGAUUUCUUCUUCUUCUUCUUCUUCUUCUUCUUCUUAUCUAUUGCUGACAGAUCCAGUGAUUCUUUCUCUUCUUCCGCUUCCGUUUUUUAAAUUUCCUUUUAUCUUUCUACCUUCAUAUCUAUUUACUUACCUGAACCCGCCAGCAAUUUUUUUUAGUGAGGGAUGGGGGUCUCUCUCUCUCUCUCUCUCUCUCUCUCCAUCUCAGGCUAAUCAAUUAUUUUUUGUUUGCACUUAUUUGUUCCAAAUCUAUCUAUCUAUCUAUCACUAUCACUUAUCUACCUAUCUUUCUAUUACAAUCACUUUUUAUUUAUCUACUUAUCUAACUAUCUUUCUUAGUUUUUUCAUAGCUAACUCUUUUCAUGUCUGUAUUGUCUGUUCCUGUUUAUCUAUCUAUCUAUCUAUCUAUCUAUCUAUCUUUCUCAAUCUGUUUGCAUCUAUCUAUUACAAUCUGUGCGUAUCUAUCGUUCUCAAUCUGUUUAUAUCUAUCUAUCUAUCUAUCUAUCUAUCUAUCUAUCUAUCUAUCUAUCUAUCUAUGUCAAUGUGUUUGUAUCUAUCUAUCUUUCUCAAUCUGUAUCUAUCUAUCUAUUUAUCAUCUAUUUAUCUAUCUAUCUUUGUCAAUCUGUUCGUAUCUAUCUAUCUUUCUCAAUCUAUCUAUCUAUCUAUCUAUCUAUCUAUCUAUCUCAAUCUGUUUGUAUCUAUCUAUCUAUCAAUCAAUCUCAUUCGGUUUGGCAAAAAAAAUGAGUUCUUUUUAUACAAGCCAAAAGAAGGAAUUUUGCUUUCUAUUAUAACUUCACCCUCUCUCCUUCUUUCUCUCUUUCUGCUCUCUCUCUCUUUCCGCUUUUUUUUGUUAUCUUAUCCCUCUCUCUCUUUCCCACCUUUCUUUCUCUCUUUCUCCCUCUCUUUCUCUCUUUCCCCCGUCUAUCUCUCUCUUGUUUCUUUCCUAUGUCUGUAA
Acanthosepion pharaonis is the source of this 1191-nucleotide messenger RNA. The record is from the annotation of a GenBank genome assembly. NCBI's taxonomy places the organism in Eukaryota, Metazoa, Mollusca, Cephalopoda, Sepiida, Sepiidae.